AUGUUGAAGCCGGUUCAAGUCCGCCUUUUGUUCUUGGAUAAUCCAAAAAACCCACCUGCCGCAAGAGGAAGCUCUGCAGUUUCACUCAAUGUGGUCAAGGAUCACUACCCUGCUUUGACGACUGAAGAACUCGACAAAACACCGGAAGAUCAGAUUCUAUUUUUCUGGGCUGACUCAGCGCGUUUUCGAGUGACGGAACCCAUCAAGUCAGACGUCUGGCAGCCUGGCUGGAACCCACUUGAGAAAAACCAACACGCAUACUAUGUCCAGCAUAUCAUUGACUCUGAUGGCAGCGUAGUUGGCGAAACCGGCCGAUGCAAUGAAAGCUUUGCUACUGGUGCAAGUAAGACCGGAGAAUACGAAUUCAUAGUCAUUGCAGAAAAUACGGCGCCUCCAGAUUUUGAGAAAAAGCGAGUUGCACUGCAAGUUGCACGGGGACCUGACGGGGUCGCAUACCGUAUCAACAUUGCCGAGAUCAGUCAGAUUGGGUGGGAGAACGCAAGAGUGACUCAUGAGUUGAUUGCACUGGGAAGCGAGGAGAGAAUGUCGUAG
Molecule: messenger RNA, 552 nt
Organism: Colletotrichum gloeosporioides
Lineage: Eukaryota; Fungi; Ascomycota; Sordariomycetes; Glomerellales; Glomerellaceae
Exons: 2
Coding region: 1-552 (183 amino acids)
Source: RefSeq, a predicted model, not a curated record